Molecule: messenger RNA, 525 nt
Organism: Mesorhabditis belari
Lineage: Eukaryota; Metazoa; Nematoda; Chromadorea; Rhabditida; Rhabditidae
Source: the annotation of a GenBank genome assembly
AUGAGCCUUAACAAAGAAGGACCGAUCAACGACCAUGCUGCACAAAUAGUUCAAUCAUCAACUGAUAUGCAAAUCGAUUUCAUUUUCAUCGGAAUGAUCGCAAUCUUGACCGUCUACCAUCUUCACACAAAACACCGACAAGCUACUGAAAAAGCUCAAGUUGCAACGUCUGCUUCAAACUCGUAUGCAACUUUUCAUCCACUCGACGCGCAUGCAAGGGCGAAUGAUUACGAUUUUAUUCACUCAGCAGCUUUUUGCUCCGUGCAAACCGGUAUCGAAGCGACAAAAGAUGAAAUGGCAAAAGCUCAAUGUUUAAUCGAUCGUGAAAAGACAAAGAUUCGUCCACAGAAAGCUCACUUGCAUUUCAUGAAUGCGCUUCAUAGUCACUCGCUGUCUAACCCACGGUCAUACGGCCAUAUGAUCGAUCAAGCCGAGUCGGUGAGUGAAUCGAUCUCAACCGCCUACUCGUUCGACCCUCGUUCAUACAUGCCAAAGAAGACGACGAGGAGGAGACAGGAAGUGAUG